Entamoeba histolytica HM-1:IMSS is the source of this 2067-nucleotide messenger RNA. RefSeq names its product protein kinase, putative. NCBI's taxonomy places the organism in Eukaryota, Evosea, Mastigamoebida, Endamoebidae. Gene Ontology annotation, cellular component: cytoplasm. Gene Ontology annotation, molecular function: protein serine/threonine kinase activity; protein tyrosine kinase activity; ATP binding. Gene Ontology annotation, biological process: peptidyl-serine phosphorylation; peptidyl-threonine phosphorylation. The record is from RefSeq and is a predicted model, not a curated record. The coding region runs from base 1 to 2067 and encodes 688 amino acids. The transcript has 3 exons.
AUGAAAAGUCAUCAUCUCUCCCCUUCUUGGUUUAACAUAUAUAUUGAGGAAGGUUCAACAGAAAACAUUCGUCAUAAACCUGAUACAAGAGCUUUGACAAAACAAUUGACAGGAAGAAUUAGAGAAACAUAUUGGCAUAUUUAUCCAACACAACACAGUUUAUAUACAAAUAAAACACCAAUAAUACUUAAUGAAAUUACAGAAAAUACUACAAAUUCAGGAUUUGACAAUGAAGAAUAUGAUCUUAUUAUUAAAGAAGGAGACAUACUUGGAAGUGCAACUAGUUAUGAAGGAAGAUAUUAUUCAGCAAACCCUGAAACAGUUUCACGAUAUCAAAUUCUUAAUAGAUUAGGAAAUGGUAUGUUUGGACAAGUAUUUAAAGCAAAAGAUUUAAGUAAAGAAAGGGAAGUUGCUAUCAAAAUUUUAAAAUCAAAAGGAACAUAUUUUAGACAAGGAAUGUUAGAAAUAUCAAUCUUAUCUAUGUUAAAUGAUAUAUAUGAUAAAGAUGGAACAAAAAAUACAGUUAGAAUGCUUGAUCAUUUUCUUUAUUGUAAUCAUUUAUGUAUUGUAUUUGAAUUACUUGGAACAAACCUUUAUCAAAUGUUACAAAAGAAUGAAUAUCAUGGACUUAAUAUUAUAAAAGUAAAAAAAUUUAUGACACAAUUACUUGAAUGUCUUGAUGGGUUAUAUAAUGCACGUAUUGUUCAUUGUGAUAUUAAACCAGAAAAUUUAGUAUUUGACCAAACAACAAAUGGAAUUAAAGUGAUAGAUUUUGGUUCUGCUUGUUUUGACAAUUAUACUUUAUAUACAUAUGUUCAAUCAAGACAUUAUCGUGCACCAGAAAUUAUUCUUGGACUUCCUUAUAAUAAUGCUAUUGACAUGUGGAGUGCAGGAUGUAUUGCAGCAGAAUUAGUAUUAGGAAUUCCAUUAUUUCCAGGAAGUAGUGAAUUUAAUCAAUUAUUUAAAAUAACUGAUAUGUUAGGAUUACCACCAAAAAAUAUCUUAGAACAAGGAUCAAAAACUUUAUGUUAUUUUAAUAAACUAGGAUAUGAUGAAAAUGCUCAUUAUAUUAUGAAGCAACCAUUUGAAUAUGAAAUGGAAAAUAGAAUUCGAUUAGAACCAAAUAAAAAAUAUUUUAGAUUUAAAACAUUAAAAGAAUUAAUUAUGAGAAUCCCUUUAAAACUUGGAGGUGGAAUGAAAGAAGAAAUUACUAAUUUAACAGAAAUUAGACUGUCUCUUAUUCACUUUAUUGAAGGUAUGCUUCAAUAUGAUCCAAUGAAACGUUGGACUCCUUCUCAAGCAUUAUAUCAUCCUUUCUUAACUGGUCAACAAUUUACUGGACAUUGGGAACCUCCUUUAUCUGCAUCUCAACCACGACCCCCUGAAGAUGAUAUUCUCUCUGGAAUAACAAGUGAUGAAUUUGCAAAGAAAUGUUUUGGAAAUGACAUAACAUUACAUGGUUUAAAUACUGCAGAAUAUUAUGAUAUUUGUACGUCUGCAUUACAAAUGGGUGAAGUUGUCAAUAUCACAUGUCCUAAUCCAUUCCAAUUACCCCCUAUGACUCCUGAUUCUUUCAGAAAAGCAUUUGAAAAUAUUCAUAAAAGAGAACGAAGUGGAAGUGGUUCUCGUAUUACAAGAAGACGUUCUUCAUUAUUACGAAAUCAAGAAAAUCCUUAUCGUGCACAACUAAAACAACCUCACACCCCUCGUUCAAAUGGCAUUAGUCCAAUGAAAAUUGUUCAAGAAAUACAUGAAGGAGAUGAUUUCUUUGAAAAUGGUUUAACUACUGUAAGAAGGAGAUUUGAUUCUUGUAACGCUAGAAUGAAUAGAACACCACUUCAAGAGUUUAGACUCCAACGUAAUGAAAGAUUCAAACCUAAUGACGUUGGUUCUGUUAAAUUAGAAGACCGAUAUAAUAAUAAUAUUUUUAAAGAAACAGCUAUUGUACACGAACCUUCAAAUGUUAAUAUUCCUAUUGUCCCUGUUCCUAUUAGAAGAAGUGAUACUGGUCAAGACCCUUUCGAGUUUGCUCCUUUAUUCAUUUUCGGAGAGCAGUCUCAUCAAUAA